AUUUCAGAUUGACAGCUUCAUCAACAAAAGCGAAGUUCGUAAACUUAUUGUUUAAUAAACUAAAUACAUUAAUUUUAAUUACAAUACCAUUAAUUUACACAACUGUUGUUGUUUGAAACUCAUCCUCGUUUAAAGAUUUUAACUAGGUGCAAUAAAUGUAUAACAUAUAGAGAACAAUUCUUCCAAGCGCUUUUUUUUUAUCAACAAUCCAGUUGCUACACAGUAUAACAAAUAUAUUUGCGUAAUCAAUUAUGAAGAUCAUCAUUCAGAUGAUAAAGUACGAACGAAUGUGACAAACAUCUUUUUAUGGACAUAUUAUUUCGGUAAAAGGUCAACAUAAUAAAACUCGCAUAGAUUCUUCUGGAAUAAUUUAAACCGGCGGAAACUAUUGAAGUAAAAGUUGUAAAAUGAUACUUUCGACAAUUAAUAAGUGUUUUCACAAAAUCCAACAAUAUCGGUAUAGAUUCAUAUUUUGUAUUCUGAUAACGACGUCUUUAUUAAGUCUGCUAUUGAAUAACUUAAAAAAACAUGAUGAAGUGCGGAGUUGUUUUACUCAUUCAAAUAAAAGAACUGAACUAUCAAAACUCGAAGAUAUUCUACUAAGUAAUCGAAAACCUCAACCUGGAAAAAGUAUAUUCUUUCAUGAAACAUCAUGUUCAUCCUCGUCUAUAAACAUGCUUAGCUUAAGCGCUCGUCAAGCCUGUGCUAUCGAAUCUGCAGCAUUAAGUAACCCGAACUACGAUGUUUUUGUUCUUUUUGCCAGUCCAACAUUUUUUAAUAACGGAAGUUCGCAACCAAUUUUAGAGUCAAUACUUAGUUAUCCUAACGUUUACAUUCGAAAUUUAAAUCUUUGGACAUAUGCAUCUAAUACUCCUAUCUACGAUUGGUUGCUCAAUGAUGAGCUUUUCUCCUCAAAAUAUGUUUUGUCACAUAUAUCUGAUUUUCUCAGAUAUCUAACAUUAUGGCGAUGGGGAGGAACUUACCUCGAUUUAGACGUGAUAGUCAAAAAAAGCUUGGAGAACAUUCCAUCAAAUUAUGCAGGUGCUGAAUCAGAUACAUUUAUAGCAGCAGGAGUAAUGAACUUUGAUGCAACUGGUUUUGGUCAUGAAAUCGCAGAACUAUGUUUAAGAGAUUUUCAGUUGCAAUUUAAUGGUAACGACUGGGGAAACAAUGGUCCAGGAGUGAUUACUCGUGUUUUAAAUAAAGUCUGUAAAACUAAAUGACCAACAGCUAUGACCAGAGAUCGUUGUUUUGGAUUUCAUGUUUACUCAAAAGAAGCAUUUUACGCAGUUCGUUGGAAGAAUUGGAGCCACUUUUUUGAGGAAGCAUUUUUGGAAAAUACUUUGUUAAAAACCAAAGAUUCUUUUGUUAUUCAUGUUUGGAACAAGCACAGUAAAAAUCGACUUGUAAAAGUUGGUUCAAAUGUGGCCUACGGAAAAUUGGCUGAACAGCAUUGUCCAAAAGUAUAU
Molecule: messenger RNA, 1469 nt
Organism: Eupeodes corollae
Lineage: Eukaryota; Metazoa; Arthropoda; Insecta; Diptera; Syrphidae
Product: lactosylceramide 4-alpha-galactosyltransferase
Exons: 3
Coding region: 408-1223 (271 amino acids)
Biological process (GO): glycosphingolipid biosynthetic process
Molecular function (GO): alpha-1,4-N-acetylgalactosaminyltransferase activity
Source: RefSeq, a predicted model, not a curated record